CUUUUGAGUGUUGACCUUUUGAGCUUUGUUGGACAUGAAGCGAGCCCUAAGACACCUGAGUCUCCAGCGCCAGAAUCCAGCUCAAAAGGAAAGGAAGAGAAAAAGGAAAAUGACAAGGAGGGGGAGAAAUCGAUGAGCAGCAAGAUAGUAUCUCUGACGAUUCAAGAAGAUGCUAAAGAAGGUGUGGAAGACGAAGAAGAUUUGCCAGCUUACCCAUACGAACGUCUCAAGACAACUUCACCUGAUCCUGUGACAGACAUUGAUGUAACAAGGAGAGAGGCUUACCUUUCAUCAGAGGAGUUCAAAGAGAAGUUUGGUAUGACGAAAGAAGCUUUCUACAAGCUGCCUAAAUGGAAACAAAACAAAUUCAAGAUGGCUGUUCAACUCUUCUGAGAAUGAUCAUCCUUCUCCAUGAGACAGUGUCAGUGCAUUUUAAGCUGCUGCUUCUGUUCCUGAGAAGCUUAAAUAACAUUUUUUUCAUGGCUUGCGUUUGGGGGAAACGCAACUAUAAUCGGUUUUUGUUAUGAAAUUUUCAAUUCAAGAUUGUGAUUACAUAUCUUGAGAUAGGAAACUCAAGUUCUCUUUCUUGCUAAUUACAACUACUGUGGUGACCAAUGAAUCCACUUACGGCUCUCUUUGUUUUGGAUUAUUGGUUGUAUGGAACUAAUCAAUCAUACACGUAUCUAUUAUCAUGA
Messenger RNA from Brassica napus (rape), 695 nucleotides. Its product is annotated as villin-4-like. Gene Ontology annotation, biological process: cytoskeleton organization. Gene Ontology annotation, molecular function: actin binding. The record is from RefSeq and is a predicted model, not a curated record. Lineage: Eukaryota; Viridiplantae; Streptophyta; Magnoliopsida; Brassicales; Brassicaceae. The transcript is spliced from 2 exons. The coding region runs from base 133 to 393 and encodes 86 amino acids.